CAUAAUCUGAUCGGGUGCUUACCAUCGCAAAGUCGGCACGCUAUCGGAUAACGAUCAGUGCGGCGUUCCGCUUUCUUUCUUAGCAUUGUAUAGCGAGUCAUUAUUACCUGAAAAUGGUUAUUUUGUCGAUGUUUCGAUCGUAAAGUCAUUGCUAUUAUUGAUAUUUAUUCUUAAUAUCAUGGUACUUAUGGUUGGGUGGCGAGAAUUACAUCAUAUAAUUAUAGAACCGUGAAUUGGCAUAUAUUACUUGCGCGCUCUAAACCCACGUUGGUGUUGGUCUAUGAUUGACGUGUUCAAUUGGUCGUGUAAGGGGUGCAUAAUAUUGCAAUAUUAUCCGAGCAUAUGAAGAUUGUGUUUGCUCCUUUAUAUACAUCUAGCGAUAAAUUUUUAUCGAUUUUGAAAGUUACACCCAUCAGUGAGCUGUCAUACUCUAGUAAGAUACACGGACUAUUAAUAUUGUAAACAAAGCGUAUUAACUACAAUUCAUAGUGAUAAGGCCAUGCUUCUGCGAUUGAGCAUAGUUAUGUAUGUUCAAUGAUACGUCUGUAGUGCUCGUGGUUGUGUUCUAUGUUGAUUGGAUGUGUUUGUGUGAGGCAAGUGAGCAGUAGAUGUCGCCGUUAAAAAGAUGCAUGUUGCCACAUACUCUAGGGGCGAGAAAUUUUACACUAAUAUCGUAAACUUCUGUACCUAACUUGGCAACACCCUUCGAAUGAAAGGAAAUGUCAUUCAUAAUUUUCCACGAGGCCAACCGGUCCCAAACGAACAAAGGCUAAAAAGUACGUUUUACCCCUUCUCAAAAGAAAAACAGCAGAUCGAAUUCCUCAGCAAUGAGCGUAGUUAAAUAUAUUGGUCGUACAACUGAUUUUCGCGGUAAGACACUGUGGGAGAUUGUGGGAAAUCUGCGGGACUCUGGUGUUGGCCGGCUCGUAAUACGUAACAAAUUCCAACGAUAUGAGGAGCCCUGCUAUAUGCGUAUACUUAAGGUGGAAGUUACUCCACAUGAUCCUGAAAAGGACCCUAUUCGUACAGGUCCCAAACGAACAAAGGCCAAAAAGUGGAGCUACGAAAAGUGUUUACAAAAAUAUUGCGGCUCGCCGAACAGAUUGGUGGAACGCGACCUGGAUUUGCAUCUGCGUGCAAAACGCGCCAAAGAUUGUCUGCGUUGGGGUUCUUUGAAUGUAGUGUUGCUAGCGAUACUGCUUUUCGACAUAUCUAAUCAGUGUCCAUAUUCAUACUCCAAAUGGUACUAUGUAGAAUAUUUGGCGGCUGCGCUAUCGGGACUUGGAGCAUUUUCAUGCUUCUUAAAGUACUUUCUCUACCUAUUCCAUACAAAUCCUUUAUUGGGCACAAAGGAACAGAAAAACUUACUCAAGUUUGAUGAGUGUGAUUCCUCAUUUGCUGUUACACCACCAGCGCAAAGAAAAAGCAAUCAUGCGAUGAUUUGGCGCCUAGUCAAAUCAGCAACGGCCCUGCUGCUCAAGCUGCACCACUAAAACCACGACCGCAUACAUCUAGCGCAUUGGAUGCAUCACUUACAGCAACGGCGCUGCCGGAAAUACCAAGGGCUUAGUAUUGCCACUGUUAUUCAUCCGAACGUGCUUUGUUGGAAACGUAAAGGCUGAGAAGAAGCCACCGUCCUCCGGCGGAUUUCGUUGUAGUGGAAACAUGCAUCAUAUGUAGCUGGUAACUUCUUCCGGAUACCGUGAGUACCUUAACCUUUUUAUGU
Messenger RNA from Rhagoletis pomonella (apple maggot), 1726 nucleotides. RefSeq lists its product as uncharacterized. The record is from RefSeq and is a predicted model, not a curated record. The transcript has 5 exons. Gene Ontology annotation, cellular component: mitochondrion; mitochondrial small ribosomal subunit. Gene Ontology annotation, biological process: mitochondrial translation. Gene Ontology annotation, molecular function: structural constituent of ribosome. NCBI's taxonomy places the organism in Eukaryota, Metazoa, Arthropoda, Insecta, Diptera, Tephritidae. The coding region runs from base 828 to 1493 and encodes 221 amino acids.